AUGCACUGGCAGGCCGCAUUCACCCCCAGCUCUGAUUCCACCCAUCAUCUUACCAUGACCAUGUCUAUGUGCUCUCCGUCAGUGGACUCCCUGUCGAUGGGCCCUCUGACAAGCGACCCUGUGCCAAUUGGUUCUCAGUCGACGCGCUCUCGGUCAAUAGACUCUCGGGCAUCAGAGUGCCCUACCCCAGACUUGUGUCAAAUCCAUCAAGGGUCCUCAGGAACAUCCCGGCUGCUGGUAAAGCUAUCAGACGUUGUCGCACAUGGACUUCCUGAGUUAUCACUGCUGCAACGGCACUCGCACACAUUCGAUCUGACAAUUCGGCUUGGAGGACGUUCCGAAACGCGUCGAGCCGCAGAGUUCCGCGAUGGCGUCUUCCGCUGGAACGAGCACGUCUACUUCACCGACGUCCACGGCAGCGCCGAUCUCGAACUCCAAGUCAUAUCCGAACACCACCACGACCACGGCCGCACGCAAAAGAGCACCAUGAGCGCCCUCCGGUUCGACCAGACCGGCGCACACGACGAGCACGGGUGCAUGCAGCACAGGACCCGGACGUGGCGCGCCGUCCUCCGCAGGCCGCUCCUCGGCGCCGCUUUCUACAGGCACAAGGGCAAAGGCAGGGGCGCCGAGAUCGAGUUCACGCUCGCGGUGACUACGCUCGGGAGCCGGGUGUGGCUGGAGCGCAGGUGCACGGGGAGCUCGCAGGGAAGUCGGCAGGGGAGCUUGGCGAGCCAGGCUUCGCGUCGGUGAUGUCAGAGGAGGCACUAGGGUGCCUUCUUUGCCAAUUUGCUUCGUUGUAUGGUAUUGUUGCUUCAGUUUUUAUC
Messenger RNA from Coniophora puteana RWD-64-598 SS2, 827 nucleotides. RefSeq lists its product as uncharacterized. Lineage: Eukaryota; Fungi; Basidiomycota; Agaricomycetes; Boletales; Coniophoraceae. Bases 1 to 753 code for a protein of 250 amino acids. The transcript is spliced from 4 exons. The record is from RefSeq and is a predicted model, not a curated record.